AGUUCCUUCAGUGGAGGGAAAGAGAGACGGAGAGAGAGACACGGGAGAAGGGAGAGAGCAAGGACAGGCACCGUCGAUAAAAAUAAGUGUGGGGGAAAGGAGAGAGAGAGAGGAAGGACAACGUUUUAGUAAUUAAAAAUAAAUAAAUCUAUUUUUUACCCCUUUUUCCUCCCCAAUUUCGUGGAAUCCAAUUGGUAGUUACAGUCUUGUCUCAUCACUGCAUCUCCCGUACGGACUCAGGAGAGGCGAAGGUCAAGAGCCGUGUGUCCUCUGAAACGAGGAAGGACAAAGUUGAGUUGAGUGGCAGAGUCCGAGAUAGAGAGAGAGAGAGAGAGAGAGAGAGAGAGAGAGAGAGAGAGAGAGAGAGAGAGAGAGAGAGCAGGGAAUCAAGUAAGCAAGUAAGAGAUAUACUGCAACCGUCUCACCUCUUCCCUGACGCGUCAUGGAUUUGCGGUGCUGGAUAGCCCUCCUGUUUGGACUAGUUGGGAAUCAGGAGUAGCAGGAGCAGCAGCUUCCACCCGAAGGAAGGAAAGAUGCCUUCUGUGUCUCUCAGCCUGCCCGUUGCCCUAGCCGGGCGAGCCCGCACCUGGGUCUGCCUCUCCUGCAUGUUCUGGCCUGAGGAGUUUGAGGGGAUCCAUUCACACACCUUUCGGGUGAAGACGUUCAAGAAGAGCAAGCACUGUGGCGUGUGCAAACAGACCGUCAGCCAGGAGGGGCUAAUUUGCAAAGUGUGCCGGUUGACUUGCCACAAGACAUGUGAAGUGAAGGCACCUGGUAACGACAUCCCCCUGAAGCAUGUAGAGACCUUGGGCUCCACAAAGUCCUCCAAGAGUAUGGAGUCUCCACACAUACCAUCAAGGAGUGUGAGUCUGCUACAGGCCCUGGAAGAGAACUAUGAGUUGGACCUGGUCUACAUCACUGAGAGGAUCAUCUCAGUCUCCUUCUCCAGCUCUGCGGAUGAGAACAGCUACUCUGCAAACCUCCGCGAGGUGGCUUCCAUGCUGCGCUCCAAACACCAAGACAACUACCUGCUCUUCAACCUCAGCGAGAAACGCUGUGACAUGAACCAGCUCAACCCAAAAGUGUUGGACUUUGGCUGGCCGGACCACCACGCGCCUGCCCUGGAUAAGAUCUGCACUAUCUGUAAGGCUAUGGACAGUUGGCUGAGUGCAGACAGUCACAAUGUAGUAGUGAUACACAACAAGGGGAACCGAGGGCGAACAGGAGUGGUGGUGGCAGCAUACAUGCAUUACAGCAACAUAUCAGCCAGUGCCGACCAGGCCCUGGACAGGUUCGCCAUGAAGAGGUUCUAUGAAGACAAAGUACUUCCUGUGGGUCAGCCGUCUCAGAAGAGGUAUGUACAGUACUUUAGCGGCCUUCUUUCUGGGCAUAUUAAGAUCAACAACAAACCCCUGUUCCUUCACCACGUCAUCAUGCACGGCAUCCCCAACUUUGAGUCCAAAGGAGGUUGUCGCCCUUUCCUCAAGAUCUAUCAGGCCAUGCAGCCAGUCUACACAUCUGGGAUCUAUAGUGUCCAGGGAGACAGCCAGACCAGUGUCUGCAUCACCAUUGAGCCAGGCCUGCUGCUGAAGGGGGACAUUCUGCUGAAGUGUUACCACAAGCGCUUCCGAAGCCCACAGCGGGAUGUGAUCUUCCGGGUGCAGUUCCAUACAUGCGCUGUGCACGACUUGGGAAUCGUCUUUGGGAAGGAUGAGCUCGACGAGACCUUCAAAGAUGACAGAUUCCCAGAUUUUGGAAAGGUGGAGUUUGUUUUUUCCUUUGGUCCAGAAAAAAUCAAUGGGAUGGACCACUUGGAGAAUGGGCCCACUGUCUCAGUGGACUACAAUACCCAAGAUGCUCUAAUCCGCUGGGACUCUUAUGAGAACCUCAACCAGCAUUGUGAGGAGAUUAUGGAUGACGUCAUACACACCCAGGGCCCUCUGGACGGCAGCCCCUAUGCUAAAGUCCGCAAGAAGGAGUCCAUCGAGGAUGCGGUCACUGCCAACGACCUCCUGCCCACCUCCACCGAACACGUCCUACCCACGGUUGACCACGCCCUGUCGGUGAGCAGCGACUCAGGCAACUCCACCGCCUCCAUCAAGACCGACCGCACUGAUGAGCCAGCCCCAGCAGCAGCAGCCCCACCAGUGAGCCAGCUGCCAGCAGCCCAGGAAGAGGCCCCAGUCUCGGGCACGGUCCUGGCCGUCCAACUCAUCAGUCCCCAGGAGAAGCAGGAGCUGGAGCAGCUGCUCAGUGGCCUGGAGGGCCCCAUGCAUUGCCAGGGCUACCUGUCCUCUCCCUCGGGCGGAGGGAUGGGGAUAGGACUAGGGGGAGGGGGAAUACUACACCUGGUGCCCGCCCAAGUUCAUGUGAAUGGUCACAACAGCAGCAUGGACAGAGAAACAGAUAUUCUGGAUGACGAGGUGGAACUGCCCACCAGCCAGGAAGGUAACAGCAUGGAUAGCUUGGGCACUCUGUCAUCCCUGGAAGGGAGAGCCACGCCAGCAGACCUCUACUACCAGGCUGAGAUGGUUAUCAACGGGCAUGACAAGGUCCCCUAUCUAGAGAGGAGCAUCCCAGACGGGCCCCCGGAAAACAUUGUCAUCAAUGUCGCAAUAGGCUCAAAUGAUGUGGCUGACCAGGUUCCCGUCACCUUAGUGCGAAGCCUCUGCUCAGCUCAGGAUGGGACAGGUGAGUCAGUUCCCCCGGCAAGCGAUCACAUUAUCAGCCAGAAUGGAAACCUGUAUUGCUCACAGUCAUUCGCUGCAGACCAGAAUCCCCUCCCUCGAGCGCCAGCACGCAACACCAGCAGUCGUAACGCCGUCCAACGUGGGCUCAACGUGUGGCAGCAAUAUGGCGUCCCAGAAGAGCCGGUGAUGGACGGGGUGUAUUUUGGCUCUCCUCCACCCUCCAUACCUCUACAGAGCCACCACAGCAUGCCCCACUUCCCCCACCAGCAGACUGCCUCACAGCAGGAGAUUGAGCAGUCCAUUGAGGCCCUCAACCUGCUGAUGCUGGACCUGGACCCCGGCCGCCUGUUGGGGCAAGUGCCGAAGUCCCAGAGUGCCCCGGGAGAUAACAAGGAGGUGGUGACCACACAACCAUCCUUUUCCCAGUCCCUGGCCAGGCCCUCCUACCAGGCUGACUCAGCUAUCUCAGGAAGCCCUGCACCCAGUCUAGCUCAGGUCAUGCUGAGGUCCUCCCCUUUCCAGCCGUCCACGUCUCCAGAGCCCUCUGCCAUCCAGAGACCAACAGCCAUCUACCACCCUGGUCCCUCUGUAGCCCCCAUCCCUGGCUUCCCCACUGAACCUUUCAGCCAAGAGGCAGCCAGAACCAGCUCUCCCACCCAGGUCCCCAGUAGCGUGGGCCAGCUGCAGCUGAAACCCAUCAACGUGUACCCCCCCAGCAUCGUGUACCCGUCCCUGUCCUCGGAGCUCCGGGAGCCCCAACAGAGCCCCAGUGCCACGUUCUCAUCACCCAAUCCCAGAGAUGCAGAGCCUGAUGAAGCGUUCAACGUGGAGGGCCUAGUAGCCCAGCGUGUGUCAGGUGUCCAGUCUUGUGGGACGUCAUUGGACGAGGCAUCGGCCCCGCCCCAUCACCGCACCACUAGUGAGAGACAAUGCAUCAACGGCCACGACGAAAGCUCUUCCUACCAACCCCCGGUCCGCUCCCCUAUUCGCUGCGUCUCCCCGGAGUUCGUCAACACCAUAGCGCUGAAUCCCGGGGGGCGUCCCAAGGAGAGACACAUCCACAGCUACAGAGAGGCCUUUGAGGAGUUGGAUGGAGGCCAAAUCAGCCCCACUGUUGGUGGUGAGGUGUUCCCCCCUGCCUUCCCCGUCUCGCCACAAACCCCUUACUUCAACCUGUGCCAAGCUCGUUCCCCUCCAGGUCUGAUGAAGACCCCUCUCUCUGCCUUGGGCCUCAAACCCCACAACCCAGCUGAGAUCCACCUCAACCAGAGUGGAUCAGAGCCGUUGAGCUACGUGGAGUCAGUGGCCAGAUCCGCUGUGGCCGGCGGGGGACCAGCAGGACCCCCCGUGACCCUCACCCCCCCAGGAUGGACCUUGGCUAGGCAGACGACCCCUGACCCCUCCCCAACCCUCAACCCCCUAUUGUCUAGCUGCAGCCCCAUGCACAGAUCAGAGGGAGAACCCCCGUUGGCUGACAGCAGUGCGAUCAUCCCCUCGCAAGCGUCCAUUGACUCCAGCUUAAGCUCCUUUCCUUCUGAGGGCACAUAUCCCAUCGACUCCCCCACCCCUAUCCCCAUUGCCACUCCCACCCCAUACCUCCAGGCCCUGGGCUCCCCAUCUCCCUUCCUUCAAGCCCUGGGAACCCCCACCUCCUCCUACCUGAGCUCCACCUACCCCACCCUGUCUUACAUGUGUUCCCCCACCACCACACCCUCCUGGGACCUGGGUCACAGUGGCCUUAUGGGGAGCUAUGUCUCCCCGGACCCCAGCCCCCCGCUCCAGCCAGAGGCAUCUGCCCGGGAAAGCCUUGUGGACAUCCUCCCCUCGUUAAGAUCAGGAAGUCUCCACACACUGCAUCGUGACCCCAACACCUCAUCUAGCAUCCCCUCCCUCCAACAUCGGCAACAGCCCACCAAUCAGUGCAGCCCUGUCAUGGGCCACCAGCCCUCUCCGGCCAAUGGCUUUGUGGAGUUUGGGAUCACUGGGAUGGUAAUGACAGGAAGUCCCGUGUUGGGCCGCCACCACUAUAACCCAUGUAUGUCCCAGGGAGCACAGUCUAGCCCAGUGCUGAGCCAACAACCGUCCCUGAUGCAGGCCUCCCAGGACAGCACCAUGCUCAGUUGCCAGCCCUCCCUCACCCACAGCCAACCCAUCCAGUCCAGUAUCCAGAGUAGUCCGGUUCUGGGCCUACAUCCAUCCCUCACCUACAGCCAACCCAUCCAGUCCAGUAUCCAGAGUAGUCCGGUUCUGGGCCUACAUCCAUCCCUCACCCACAGCCAACCCAUCCAGUCCAGUAUCCAGAGUAGUCCGGUUCUGGGCCUACAUCCAUCCCUCACCUACAGCCAACCCAUCCAGUCCAGUAUCCAGAGUAGUCCGGUUCUGGGCCUACAUCCAUCCCUCACCUACAGCCAACCCAUCCAGUCCAGUAUCCAGAGUAGUCCGGUUCUGGGCCGACAUCCAUCCCUCACCUACAGCCAACCCAACCAGUCCAGUAUCCAGAGUAGUCCGGUUCUGGGCCUACAUCCAUCCCUCACCUACAGCCAACCCAUCCAGUCCAGUAUCCAGAGUAGUCCGGUGCUGAGCCGACAUCCAUCCCUCAUUCACCAGCAGGGCAAUGGUAGUAGUCCGGUGCUGGGCCGACACCCGUCCCUCGGCCAGAUGUCACAAUGCAGUCCAAGUCUGGACCGACACCCAAUUCUGCAUAGUAGCGGCUACACCACCCCGGACGAAAGGCAGGGCACCCUGUCCCGUCAGAGCUGCUCCUCUGGGUACAACCCGCCCUCCACGCCCUCCUUCCCCGUCUCCCACGCGGGCUAUCUGGACGAGGGGAUGAUGAUGGGGGUACGGCAGGGCAGUCCGGCCCCACAGGCUCAGCCCCAGCUACCGGAGAAGAGGCGAAUGUCCAUUGGGGAGAGGCCCAAUGGGGGGCUCUCGUACGGGACACUGAAUGGAAAAGUGUCCUCCCCCAUGUCGAGUGGAGGCAGCACGCCCAGCACUAGCUACUUUCAUACACUGCCAGACUUCUCCAAGCUUAACAUGACUGACGGGAGUCCAGAGACCAGGCUGAAUGUAAAGUUUGUUCAGGAUACGUCCAAGUUCUGGUACAAGCCUGAUAUCUCCCGUGAACAAGCCAUCGGCCUGCUGAGAGAGAAGGAGCCAGGGGCCUUUGUCAUCCGGGACAGUCACUCCUUCCGAGGGGCCUAUGGCCUGGCCAUGAAGGUGGCCUCUCCUCCUCCUCCUACUGCUCAGCACUCCAAGAAAGCUGGUGACAUCACUAACGAGUUGGUGAGGCACUUCCUGAUUGAGACGAGUCCUAAGGGAGUGAAACUGAAAGGAUGUCCCAACGAACCUUACUUUGGUUGUCUGUCAGCUCUUGUGUACCAGCACGCCAUGACUCCACAGGCCCUGCCCUGUAAACUGGUCGUCCCUACCAGAGAUCUCCACCAGGAUGUCCCAGAUAUCGCCACGCCAACCAACCAGGCUGACUACCUCCUGAAACAUGGAGCAGCAUGCAAUGUGCUGUACAUCAACUCGGUGGACAUGGAGUCUCUGACAGGACCUCAGGCCAUCGCCAAGGCGAUCUCGGAGACGAUGGCCGCCGCGUCCCCGCCCACCGCCACCGUUGUGCACUUCAAGGUGUCGCCCCAAGGCAUCACCCUGACGGAUAACCAGAGGAAGCGUUUCUUCCGGCGCCACUACCCUAUCAACACUGUCACGUUUUGUGACGUCGACCCUCAGGAGAGAAAGUGGAAUAAACCUGAUGGGGGCACAGCCAAGUUUUUUGGGUUUGUGGCUCGGAAGCAAGGAAGCACAACUGACAACGUCAGUCACCUCUUUGCCGAGAUGGACCCCGAUCAGCCCGCCAGCGCCAUCGUCAACUUUGUCUCCAAGGUGAUGAGCGGCUCGCAGAAACGAUGAGCUGACCUUUUGGCGAUCCUUGGCUGUUAGUUUUUUGGGGUUGUUGUUCUUUUUAACUACGGAGGGAAUAUAUUUCCCUUUUUUUAGUUUGUAUUCUAAGUUUAAUCUUAGGUUUCACCUCUUUCCUUCUGAUCUCAUCUUUUACCUGUGUGUGUGUGUGUGUGUGUCUGUGUUUCUUCUUGGAAGGACUCCUUCGUGGCGCGAAGUAGGGGGGAUAGAGGAAGUGCAGUUUGUGGGGUGUGGCUGUGUAAGCUGUUGAAUGUUGGCUAUGGGAGGCCAUUGUGAUCUCUCUAGCAGGGCAGCACAAUAACAGGAAGAGGAAAUCAUGUCAGUGAUGAUGUCAGUGAGUGUGAUGCAUGAAAAAGAGAAGAAGUAGUCAAGUUGUGUGAUGUAAAGGAGGGUGUGAAGCUGUCUGGUUCUGGACUGUUCAACCAAAGAUUUUUAAAAAGCAGCAAUGUCACUGAAGGUAUGUUUGAGACAAUAUUUGGUAAAAAAAAAAAAUGGCUACUUUAUCAAAACAUUUACAUUUUAUGUUCUUUCUAUAUACAAGUAAAUACUGUAUUUAUUUUAUUCCUAAAAAGUUUGCAUCUUUGCUUUCUUCGCAAACCGUAUUCAAGUACGUUUUUGCAUGCUGGCGAGUUUAAUCAAUGUAAAUAUCACAGAGUGCUCUCUUGGUAGGGCGUGGGUGACUUGGAUGACUUGGGGCCUAAAAAUGUUGUUUGAAUUUUUUUUUAGAGCUUACUGUAGAGAAAGAAAAUAAAGAAAAAAGCACAGUUGUUCUCUUCAGAACAACAGACAACAUCUGACUUCAGAACAUCUGUAUUGGCCUCCUCCGACUUCCACUGUUCUCUUCAGAACAACAGAAAACAUCUGACUUCAGAACAUCUGUAUUGGCCUCCUCCGACUUCCACUGUUCUCUCCAGAACAACAGAACACAUCUGAAUUCCACUGUUCUCUUCAGAAAAACAGAACACAUCUGACUUCCACUGUUCUCUCCAGAACAACAGAACACAUCUGAAUUCCACUGUUCUCUUCAGAACAACAGAACACAUCUGAAUUCCACUGUUCUCUUCAGAACAACAGAACACAUCUGACUUCCACUGUUUUCUUUAGAACAACAGAACACAUCUGACUUCCACUGUUUUCUUCUCAAAAACAGAACACAUCUGACUUCCACUGUUUUCUUCAGAACAACAGAACACAUCUGACUUCCACUGUUUUUUUCAGAAAAACAGAACACAUCUGACUUCCACUGUUUUCUUCAGAAAAACAGAACACAUCUGACUUUCCCUGUUCUCUUCAGAACAACAGAACACAUCUGACUUUCCCUGUUCUCUUCAGAACAACAGAACACAUCUGACUUUCCCUGUUCUCUUCAGAACAACAGAACACAUCUGACUUCCACUGUUUUCUUCAGAACAUCUGUAUUGGUCUCCUCCAACUUCCACUGUUCUCUUCAGAACAACAGCACACAUCUGACUUCCACUGUUCUCUUCAGAGCAACAGAACACAACUGACUUCCACUGUUUUCUUCAGAACAACAGAACACAUCAGCUGUUCUCUUCAGAACAACAUAACACAUCAGCUGUUCUCUUCAGAACAACAGAACACAUCUGUAUUGGUCUCCUCUUCUUUUGAAUGGUUGAAGGAUGGAGGAUAGAUAGAAGCUUGUCCAGUUUGGUCCAACUAUUCACCUACACAGGGGUAUUAGAACCCUGUAAUGACGCUGGGAGCUGGCGUCUGCUGUUACCCUUCUAGACCAGCCUGCAAUGCACCCCUCUAUGGAUACAUUUGGUUUUGGCUGAUUGGUUCCCCUUUGUGUGUCUACCAUUGCCUAUCAUAAGUGCCACUCCUCUCCGCUGUGCAUGUAUAAGCAUCAUGGAAGGUCAGAGUUCACUGCUGAUUUUUGAAGAGCAGACGGGCAACGAGAGUCCAGGUUGCUACGACUAAAGCAUCAAGCUCUCUCUCUUCUUCAGAACAUUAAAAUUAUUCUACCCCUUCAACCGUCCCAGUAAAGUUGAGAGAGUCCACUAUCUUUACAGAUCAGCCUAUCCAACGUGUAACACCCACAUCAUACCCACAAGUAAGCUAUAUACAUAUACAUAUAUAGAUAUAUAUAUAUAUAUAUAUAAAACAUGUUUAUUUUUUUGCUCUGUCACUCUUUUAACUCAUAUAAUACAUUGACAUAUAUAGUCCAACCAUAAAGAUUACUGAGUGUGGAAAAAAUAUUAUCCUGUUCUUUGGCUAAGAUUUAUAAAUCAUGAGACUGAACUACAUCAAAAUAAAUGGUGUGAAGUGUAUGUAUUUUAAAGCUUUGCUUUAAAACAAUUCACUGCAUUACUUUGUUUAUGUUAUGAGUCUUUGUAUAAAGCAUCCUUUGGUAUGGGGGAGAAAGAGCGUCUAGCAAAGUUCUUUGUUGCAAAAUUGUUCACUGCAUGUUUGGAGGCCAGAUAUUCUUUCUGUGAUUACUUCCUCUAUCUAACAUCGCAGGUUUAGUGAAGCACCACCGUAUUAACAUCUUAAGCAAUUAUUCAUGUUGUUAUGUAGGGCCUACUGCCCUCAUGUGGUGAACCAACGUUUGACCAUCCAUUGUGUUUUUACUCCGGCGUUUUAACUGUGAUUUCAGCAAUGACCUUCAAUGGACCAGCGAAACUCAAAUGGCUGACUAUAUAUAUUAUUUUCAGAAUAUGGAAGACAAGUAUUAUGUCACUUUUUUUGGCCAUUAUGAUUUUGUGAAUGUCCUCCUUCUUCUUCUCCUCCUUCUCCACCUCCUCUUCCUCUCCUCCACCACCAACACACCCUCCUCCUUCUCCACCUCCUCUUCCUCUCCUCCACCACCAACACACCCUCCUCCUUCUCAACCUCCUCUUCCUCUCCUCCAACACCAACACCCCCUCCUCCUUCUCCACCUCCUCUUCCUCCUCCACCUCCACCACCAACACCUUCUACUCCUCCUUCUUCUUCUCCUUCUCCUCCACCUUCUUCUCCUCUUAAUAACUCAAUUGGAUUCUGUUUGGAGCAGAUUAGUCAUACCUCGAUGGUCAAAUCUACUCCAGUGAAAAAAGAACAAGCAUUUACAUAUGGCAUUCUGUCAUGUCAAAAUGCACACUAAAUAUUUGCUUGUCCACUUCUGUUACCGCUUAAUGUUUGGUUUUUAAGCUCCACUGGGUCUUCUUCCAUGACGUCUGUACUCGUUCCAUUCUGUUCCAACCAUUCAUUCCUCUUCAAUGAGAAUCCCUCCAUUUGAAAUGAAUAGUAUUUAUUAUUUUGAAGAGUCUCCACUACUGUAAAACUAUAUGUGUCGAAAGCAUGGUGGAUUCUGCAUUUUUCUAUGAGAAACGUGUGAGAAAUGCUUGUCGGGUCAAUCCCCCUCUACCACAAAUUGAAUGUCAGUCUCACGUUAUUUGGCGUGUAAGAAGUUUCUUCUGAUGUACAUGUGGCCACUUUGAGGAAAUAGCCUUAGAAUGUGUGCAUGAAUGUGCUGCGAUGCCUGUACAGAAGUGUAUGUAUUUUCAUUUGCUUUAUUGUAUGGCUUUUGUUUCUGAGAAGAAAAAAAAUAUAUUAAAAGUAAUUUGUGUU
Molecule: messenger RNA, 10187 nt
Organism: Oncorhynchus nerka (sockeye salmon)
Lineage: Eukaryota; Metazoa; Chordata; Actinopteri; Salmoniformes; Salmonidae
Product: tensin-1-like
Exons: 30
Coding region: 534-6608 (2024 amino acids)
Biological process (GO): fibroblast migration
Cellular component (GO): focal adhesion
Molecular function (GO): protein binding
Source: RefSeq, a predicted model, not a curated record